GGCGACCAGGGGCUGGCGCUGCGGCGAGAGCAGCAGGGAAGGAGGUGUGCGGCGCCCGCCCCCACCCGCGCUGCCCGGAGCCGGAGGCGCAGCCAGGCGCUGUCCCAGCCCCAUCCCGGCGCCCAGCGCAGCACCGAGCCCGCCAGGCAGCCCUUCCCUGCGCAGAGGUGGCAGCAGCAGGCGGCAUGACGGCGGAGGAGAUGAAAGCGGACGGAGCUCCCCUGGAAGGGGUGGACAUCACUCCCAAGCAGGAUGAGGGCGUUCUSAAGGUUGUCAAGAGAGAAGGCAGUGGGAUGGAGUCUCCAAUGAUCGGUGAUAAAGUGACUGUCCAUUACACAGGAUGGCUUCUUGAUGGCACAAAAUUUGACUCCAGUCUGGACAGAAGAGACAAAUUCUCAUUUGAUUUGGGGAAAGGUGAGGUGAUCAAAGCAUGGGACAUUGCUGUGGCCACUAUGAAGAUCGGUGAAAUCUGUCGGAUUACGUGUAAACCAGAAUAUGCCUAUGGCUCAGCUGGGAGCCCCCCAAAGAUACCUCCCAAUGCUACACUGAUUUUUGAGAUAGARCUUUUUGAGUUCAAGGGGGAGGACCUCACUGAUGAAGAAGAYGGUGGCAUCAUCCGAAGAAUCCGUAAAAAGGGGGAGGGCUACUCCAAGCCCAAUGAGGAUGCACUUGUAGAGAUCCAGUUUGAAGGCCGACAUGGAGAUCGUGUUUUUGACAAGAGGGAAUUGAGGUUUGAGAUUGGAGAAGGUGAAAACUUYGAUAUUCCUCAUGGGCUGGAGAAAGCAAUUCAAAAAAUGGAGAAAUCUGAGGAAUCUGUGUUCUAUCUCAAACCCAGCUAUGGUUUUGGAAGUGCUGGGAAUGAGAAAUUUAAGAUCCCUCCAGACGCAGAGCUGCAGUAUGAAGUGAAACUCAAAAGCUUUGAAAAGGCUAAGGAGUCUUGGGAAAUGAACACAGAUGAGAAGYUGGAGCAGAGCUCUAUUGUGAAGGAGAGAGGCACUCAGUACUUCAAGGAGGGGAAAUACAAGCGGGCAGCAUUACAGUAUAAGAAGAUCGUGUCGUGGCUGGAGCAUGAGUCUGGGCUCUCUGAGGAGGAGGAAUCAAAAGCCAAAAGCUUGAGGCUUGCUGCCCACCUUAAUCUAGCUAUGUGCCAUCUCAAGCUAAAGGAGUACUCCCAGGCUUUGGAGAACUGCAACAAGGCGCUCGAAUUGGAUAGCAACAAUGAAAAAGGCCUCUUCCGGCGUGGGGAAGCUCACUUGGCUGUCAAUGACUUUGAGUUGGCCCGAGCAGACUUCCAGAAAGUGAUACAGCUUUAUCCAAGUAACAAAGCUGCCAAAGUGCAGCUGGUAACUUGUCAGCAAAAAAUACGGGAGCAGCAUGAGAAGGAGAAAAAGAUGUACGCCAACAUGUUCCAAAGGCUUGCGGACAAAGACAUAAAGUCAUCCUCUACUCUUCAGACAAGCCACACUGAAGAUGCAGAAAUGAAAGAUGCGCAGAAUGGAGUUGAAGAUAAAUCAGAAGUUGAAGCAGAAGCAUAAAAACAAACCCUAUUCCAUUAGUUUUGUAAAUGAAAGAAUUUCCAGUGAAUUAGACCUUUAUUUUUCUACCUGGUUGGAUAGUGGCUUCAAGGGAGCAGAGGCUGAAGCCACCAUGCCACAGUCAGUUACAGCUUUAUGUGGCUGUUCAAGAAGCUGAGUGGCAGCAUAAAUCUGGUUUAAUCCUAAUGACUUUAUUUAUUCAUUCAGCCUCUGUUACUGUUUGGGUUCUGUCUGGAUUUACUCUGCUUGGUUUAUUUGCAUUUUCAUAGAAUCAUAGAAUGGCUUGAGWUGGAAGGGACCUCAAAGAUCUAGUUUUAACCCCGCCUGCUGUGGACAGGGAUGCCCUUUACUAGAGCAGGUUGCUCAGAGCCCCAUCCAGCCUGGUCUUGAACACUUCAGGGAUGGAACAUCCACAGCUUCUCUGGGAAACCUGUUCCAGUGCCUCACCACCCUCACAGUAAAGAAUUUCUUCCUAAUAGCUAAUCUUAACCUGCACUCUUUCAGUUUGAAACCAUUCCCCCUWGUGCUGUCACUAGUUUCCCGUGUAAAUAGUCUCUCUCCUGUUUCUUGUAGGCUMCCUUCAGGUACUGGAAGACCACAGUUUGGUCACCCCAAAGCCUUUUUCCCAAGCUGAACAAUCCCAGUUCUCUCGGCCUUUUCUCAUAAGGAGAGGUGCUUGAUCCCUCUAAUCRUCUUGGUGGCCUUCCUCUGGGCUUGCUUCAACAGGUCGAUGUCCUUCCUUUGCUGGGGACCCCAGAGCUGGAUGCAGCACUGCAGGUGGKGUCUCACCAGAGCAGAGGGUCAAUGUCCCCUCCUUCACCCUGCUGCCCAUGCUGCUGUGRAUGGCAGCCCAGGGUACAAUUGGCCUUCUGGGCUGUGACUGUGCAUUGCUAACUCAUGUCCAGCCUCUCAUCCAACAGCACCCCUAAAUCCUUCUUGGCAGGGCUGCUCUGGAUCUGUUCAUSCCCCAGCCUUUAUAGAUACCAGGGGUUGCCCCAACCCAGGUGCAGCACCUUGCACUUGGCCUUAUUAAGCCUCAUUAACACAUGUGCCCACUUGUCAAGCUUGUCYAUGUCCCUCUGGAUUGGCAUCCCAUCCUUCAGGUUUGUCAGCUGGCCCACUCAGCUUGGUGUCAUCUGCAGACUUGCAGAGGGUGCACUGUGUCCCUUCAUCCACAUCAUUAAUGAAGAUGAUAGUAACUCUGAUCCCAAUACRGACCCCUGAGGGACACCACUUGUCACUGGUGUCCAUCGGGACGCUGAGCCGUUGACCACUACCCUGUGGAUGUGACCAUCUCUUACCCAUCAAACUGUCCACCCAGUGAAUCCCAGCUCUCUCCAGUUCAGAGAGAAGGAUGUUGUGGGGAACUGUCUAAGGCAGAAAUUUACAGAAAUGAAAAUAAAUGACACCUGUAGCCCUUCCCUUGUCCACUGGUGGAGUCACCACUCCAUCACUGAAGGCCACCAGGCUGGUCAGAYAGGACUGGYCCUUGGUGAAGCUGUGCUGGCUGUCCCCAGUCACCUCCCUGUCCUCCACGUGCCUUAGAUAGCAUCUAGGAGGAUCUGUUCCAUGAUCUUCCUAGGCACAGAGCUGAGGCUGAGACAUUGGUAGCUCCCAUUUGUCAUUGGUGUUCAUUUCUUUCUGCUUCCAGCUUACUUUAAUCCCAGGUUCUGCUUUCUAAAUUUAUUUCCUUGAUUUCAUUCAAGUAAAUAGGUUUUUCCAGGAGUCCUCAUGUGAGACUUAAGAACAAAUUGGCGCUCCCACUUCUUCUGCCUUGGGGUUGCCCUCUUUCCCCUGUUCAGUAGGGAGUCCCUUCCAUUARGUAUUGUAACCUUUCUUGUAUGCCUCCUCUUUGCAAAUUGCUGAAGGUGCAGACUGUGAAGUCACAGCUUAAGUAAUAAAGCUCCAAUUAAACUCCAGAAAA
Messenger RNA from Malurus melanocephalus (red-backed fairy wren), 3459 nucleotides. RefSeq names its product FKBP prolyl isomerase 4 (gene FKBP4). Bases 186 to 1535 code for a protein of 449 amino acids. Gene Ontology annotation, molecular function: protein binding; peptidyl-prolyl cis-trans isomerase activity. Lineage: Eukaryota; Metazoa; Chordata; Aves; Passeriformes; Maluridae. The record is from RefSeq and is a predicted model, not a curated record. The transcript is spliced from 10 exons.